This is a messenger RNA of Aspergillus uvarum CBS 121591, 2047 nucleotides long. RefSeq names its product nucleic acid/nucleotide deaminase domain-containing protein. NCBI's taxonomy places the organism in Eukaryota, Fungi, Ascomycota, Eurotiomycetes, Eurotiales, Aspergillaceae. The transcript has 3 exons. The coding region runs from base 417 to 1955 and encodes 512 amino acids. The record is from RefSeq and is a predicted model, not a curated record.
CAUGCUGGAAGCACUAGUAUACCAAAUCAUACAUUUAUACAUCCUGGAAGCCUCAUUGCCACGUAACUAGCGUCAUCUGCACACAUAUUUGCUACGUGUAUGCUCGUAAGCGCGCCAAGACAGCCUUACAUCCCCGCAACGAAGUUGUUACAUUUUGGCAUCGAGGAUACAUCUGCGACUGCCAGUGAGUCAUGACCAACAGGUCUUAGCUGACCGUACUCGUCGUCCUGCAAAAUAGAGAUCGCGCCCCGGAAGACGGGUGCCUAAAGAGAAGAGGCAUAUUCUUUUUGCGGUACGUUCUGGUUAUGAAAUUACCCUUUUCUGGCUUGCAUUCUCCGUUGGGACCUUUUCGUUUCGCUAUUCAGCAUUUAUUCAUUCUUCUCCUUUCUUUGUGCAAGGCAAGAUAUUUCUGAUCAAUGGCAGCAAGUUCUGCACAGCUCAAGCACCACCAAACGCAGAUUGAUCGCUUCUACGAUAUAGUUUACCUGUUGAAGUCCUUGAGCCAGGUGCGGGGCGAGAGAAUCAAACAGAAAUGCUCUUUGGAAAAAGAUGGGUAUCGCAUAGCCAAGUUCCGGCGAGAUUUGGCGGAUGCACUAGCAUAUAUUGCGGCUUACAAGAAAAAUCCCGAUUACGUGACAGCGGCGGCAUUGACUCUUUCGGAAGAUGGUGAGGAAGUGAUUGUCUGGGUCGCGGCGAAUAAAGUGGUUGAACCGGGGGUAAUCGAGUUCUUGAAAGAAGUCCUUCAUAUUCUGAGCGGUAUUUCUGACCGUACCCACCGGCCUCAAGGCCCCUAUAGGGCUGCCCGGGAACAGGACUUUCAGGAAGAUGGGUCCGGGCUUCUGUCUUGCAUCUUGAAGUUCAAUAGCGAAAGGAACUUUGCAUACUACACUAGUUUUCUCAAGACCUGGGAAGAAGACAUUUCUCCUUCUGAGGGAGCAAUCGCGGAAGACGAGGAUGUGCGUCGGCUGAAUGAGUGGAUUAUCAAGACGUUUCACCGAUGCAGUGGAAGGUUAGCAAAGGAGGACAUGGUCAACUUUGCCCAAGAAUGUCACAAGGCACGCACUGGAUAUUCUGAAGUGUUUGACACUCUGAAGCAACUCACACAUCGGUACAAGAACGGAUUGGGAAACAAGUUUGAGCGGCUCCAUAAGCUGCUUCUUAAACUUGGUAAACAUAUUACUGUUCACAAAAAGCUGAUCCAGGUGAGGCGUUCGCUUCAGAAAGACUUCGAUAAAGGGUUUGAGGUGAGGGCUGUUCCGAAAUCAAGUCAGACCAAAAUUCGAAGUCUUAGGAAAGGCAAAUUCGACUUAAACAACAUUUCCCGUCAUCUUUAUCGGGAAAAAGAUGAUUUGGCUGCCUUCUUUAGCCAUCUGGAAAAGUUUCAUGACGUGAAAAGGAUUUCUGAAGACAUUACAAAAGCAUGCAAGUCAGGAGGCCGAGUACAUGCCGAAAUACAACUGAUCGAUCAUUUUGACAGGACAAGAUGUCAAUUCCUUGACAAAGACAGCCCCUACAUAGGGUGCAGCAAGCCUGCAUGCUAUCUUUGCUACUACUAUAUUGCUGAGCAUCCGAAUAGGUACUAUCCUCCUUCUUCUCACCAAAAGAUUUACAACAUAUGGUGUCUCCCGACGUUGUAUCAGGGUGAUCAUGAAGCUAGUAUCAGAUUCAACGCCCAGAAAAGGUUUUUGAAGAUGAUGACGGAGAAGCUCUGCACUGAAUUGAGAACUGAGAUUGCGAAUCAACGAGAGCCAAGGACUUAUCAUGCUGAUUCGACCGCCGGGGUGACCUCAACUAUCUACUCGCACACAUUGAAACAAGAAAACCUCCCUCAGCUAUACCCAUUCCAAACUGGAAAUGGAACAAAAGAGAACUACAGAAUACCAUAUCCUGAUCCCGAGGAGGAACACAACGAUGAAGAAGGCACGGUAGUUUUCAAGGGAAGAAGAAGGUCUUAAAUUCCCAAUGGUCCCGUCAGACUUCUAGUAAUCUCAGUGCGUCUCAAUAGACAAAAAUUUGUCUUGUUGUCUUAUGUAAUCCAGAGGUUCCU